Messenger RNA from Pieris macdunnoughi, 2196 nucleotides. NCBI's taxonomy places the organism in Eukaryota, Metazoa, Arthropoda, Insecta, Lepidoptera, Pieridae. The record is from the annotation of a GenBank genome assembly.
AUGUUGCAUAAUAACAAUCAAUUUGGACCGAGUGAUGUUCCAAUAAGUGCUGAGACAAAUUUGACGUCUGAUAUUAUAAAUCCAAAUAAUGUGAAUAGUAUCAAGAACAUAACUCAGCCCAUGCCAUUGCCUGCAAACUCAGGAUGUAGUAUAUCAGAAUUUCCUUACGGCUUCAAUAUGAACGCUGGUAUGAGCCAAUAUCCUAAUUUUUCAUCUGUUGGAUUUCCACAUAAUGUAAUGUCACAAAACUCGAUGAACUGGCCAAACAACACAUUUCCAAUGAACUUGAAUGCUUCAAAUGGCCCAUUUGGUAUGUCUGUCGAUAGGAAACCCUAUGAAAAAGAAGUAAAUUUAUUAAAUAUCCCUCAAAUUCCUAAAUAUAAGCCAGAUGCCCACGUAAACAAUUACGCUCAUUACAACGACAAUCUCUUUAGUAAUCAAAAUUAUCGACCAGUUCAUGCAAGCUACGACGACGACACAACAAAUAAAAACAGAAUUUCUGGAGAUUAUAAACAAUAUUUCGAAAGUAAUUUAGGUUUAAGUGGUAAAGUAGGUGAAAACGAUUGCAAUCUAAGUAUGAUUUCUAAGCCAAAUGAAAAUUGUUUACAAAAAGAUGUUAUAAAUAAAGUAAAAGAGACACUUACAAUGGAACCUGAUAGUAGCAUCUCAAGUAAUCCAGUUACAGAUGUGGAAAAAAAUUUGACUGAAACUCAUCCAAGUGAUACAGACACUUUUAGUUUGAGAACCUUUAAGGACUCUGAUUCUCGUAAGCGUAGCUUAGAAAAAACCCUAAGAAUGCUUGAAAUAAGCAUAAUAAAUAGUACAAAUUCCAGAAAAAUUGCUGAAACAACAGAAAGUCCAAGAAAUCAUACUGAUACAUUUAAAACUCCAACUGGUAAUGCUAUAGAUACUUCAGAUCCAUAUUCAGAUACAGAACAAAAUGAAGAACUAAGUUCAGAAUCACAGUAUCCUAACUCUACAUUAGUAGAAACAAAAAAUCAAGAAAAAACUAAACCAGAAGCAUCUAAGCAAACAAGUGAUGAUGAACAAUUUAAUGAUUUAUUGCCUGUAAAUAAAAUUAAACAAGAAACCAUACACACAGUUGAAGUUAAGUUGGAAGAGUGGACACCAGAUCUGGACACACCAAAUCCAUUUCAAAAGGAUACUUUUGGUGUUCCAAGUGAACAUGUUUAUAAUUGUCACAUUUUAGAUUCUGAAAAUAGUGUAAAUAUUGCUAAGGAACUUGCUAAAGAUGGUGGUACAACAGAAUCCUAUUUUGAAUGUCCAUAUUGUAGUCUUUACUUUAACAACCCAAAGCGAUAUUUAAUUCAUAUAAAGUGGCAUUCCUUUGGUUUGACAAAUGAGAAGAGACUUGAGUUGCAGCGGGAAAAAGAAAUGAAGAAAGUAUUGAAAAAACAGGCAAGAAUACAGAUAAAAAAGCAAAAUGAAGAGAAGAAAGAACACGAGGGCCCUAAUAAAUGUACAAUCUGUGACAAGGAAUUCAAUACAUACAGCAGCUUAAAAACCCAUAGACAAAAAAUGCACCCAACCCGUGCAAGAACCUGCAAGAUAUGCAGUAAGAAUGUGUUAGGCUGGCUUGCUAUGAAGCAACAUAUGACAACUCAUGAGGAAGCCAGCUUCAACUGUCCAGACUGUCCGAAGAGGUUCAAACAUGCACAUUCCUUAGCCAAACACCGAGAUACACAUAAGGAGAAAACACAUGGAUGCGCUCAGUGUACGAAGAAGUUUGGUUCGGCGACUUUGCUUAACAUUCAUAUGAAGACGCACGAACGUAUGAUCCGUGGCGCUACUUUCCGUUGUACAUACUGCGGAAAGGGCUAUUAUGAAUCCUUUAGUUUGGCGGCACACGAACGGACACACAGAAAUGAAAAGCCGUUCACGUGUGAUAUUUGCAACUCCAGCUUUGGAACUAAUUCCAGUCUAAAGCGACAUUUGAAAGUUUCCCACAACACAACAAAACCAUACGAAUGUCGGACCUGUCACAGAUGCUUUAUGCAGGAAUCAAUCCGGGAUCGCCACGAACUACGUCUCCAUAGCAACCCGGAGGAUUUCAAAUAUCCUUGCAAAUUAUGUACAUCGAAAUUCAUUGAAAUGAAGGAUCUAAAGAAACAUCUUUAUAAAGUGCACCCAAAAGUUAAAAGAAAGAAACAUUCUGAUGAUGAUUACUCUGAAUAG